CUCCUAAAACUAACCAAUUCUGGAUGGUGCACCAUAUGCGUGUCCUAUCACUGUUGGGUACAUAUCCAUUACUUUUCAGGGAAAAUGUAAUGGCAGUGACUUAAUUGCGUUUUCUUGGGCAAUAAUUGAUAACACCUAUUAAAUUUAAGAUAAACUCUGAAAUAUCCAUUAAAAAUCAUAUGCAUUUCACAGCGCGAUAGACCAGCUGAAAAUUUUACACACCCAUGAAAAGCAGAUGAAAAACUACAGAAUCAUUGCUUUUUCGUGGGAAAUUCAUGUAUACAUGCAUACAUAAGAUUGAAAUAUCCAUGAAAAUUCCAUACAUGUUGAAGUGAGUCAAAAUUUAAAUAUAUAUGUAUGCCUAUAAUAGAUAUAUCUAUUAUAGGCAUACAUAUAUAUGCAUAGUUUAGGCAUAUACUGCAUACCAGAGGCGGAUCCAGGAAAAAGGAAAGGGGGAUUCCAAACGUGAAAAUCUCUCUCAGCCAGGGGAAGUCCCAUAAUAGGCUUGCGUAGGAAACAGUCAACUAGCUAGCCUAGGCUAACUAUUGACUUUGAACACUCUUUUGGCAGUUGAUACAUCAUAACUUUACAAUAGAGCUCUACAAAAAGCUAGCUGGUAGCUGUAGUAAAGCCAUAAUAGCUAGACUGAAAGGGGAUCUCCCCCUCGAUCCGCCACUGCAUACACACCAUCGAUAUCUGUAAUGGCAAUACAAUAAAACGUCGAUUAUCUGGCAGGGAAAAUUUAUCUAUGUCGGGGCCACUGAUCUACAUUCAACUAAUAACAAACAGGUGCGCAAAUAACAGCUUUUAUCAUGGAGAGAGGCCUUUUGCGGAUGCGUAGACGACUACAUGCCCUACAUUGCACUGCUGUUUUACCACCAAUUAUGUGGAUGGAUUAAGGUGUGGUUUAUCCAUUCGCGGUAUAAGCUGCAUAUAAAGAAACAAGGAAGGAGUUUCUCAAAGUUGGAUUUUUCUGAAAAUAGCCUGUUGACCUCGGAGCACCAUGCAUGCAUGUAAGUGAGUAGGAGGAGUGAUAAAUGCUGUGCAAGUAGAGUAGAGUAGUCACCUCCUUUGAGUUGUGUGAAAGUCUGCAGUUAGUUACCCAGAUUUGUAGUUUUUUUGUACAAAGAUCAAAGGAAAAACUAUAAUAUUAUGCUAACAAAUGCAUAGACUAGGAUCUUACAACUGUAGUAACCACAGACUGUGCUCUAUUAUUCUGUGGUUGGCAUUUUUGAUAGUUAGAGCACCACUGGGAGUUAGAGCCCAGUUGGUGGUCAAAAUAAUUGAUUUUUAAGCCAUAGAAUUUUAUAGCUACACUGCUCCAUGGUUGCAAUAGAGUACAGCAAAGUGAUUCUAUAAGCUUCUAGCAAUGCUAUCUUGCUAACAAAGGCUUUAUUCUCGAGUAAAGGCUAGUUUUGCUUACCAGUACGUUGAAGGCCAUUGCAGUCUCUCCAGAAUCAGGAAUAACAAAAUCUUUUUGUAGAAGGUUGCUAUUCUACUUAGUAGUUAGCUCUAUACUAGAGCCGAUAGCUAUUGGUAGCUGCAAGAAGCUAAAAACUACAAACCAGUUAAUGCACUGUUUUACGCUCGUGCCCUAUGGAUAUUAUUGGCCUUGCGGAAGUUCUUAAAGCAUCAUGCAGCACUCGGCUUCGCCUCGAGCUACAUGAGCUUCUCAAACUUCCGCUGGGCCAAUAAUAUCCAUAGAGCACUCACAACCGUGCAUUAACUAGUACGUAGCACUGUAGUACAUGUAUUUUACUUUACAUGAACUUGGCCUUCAUUGUUAUAUUGAUUUUGUGAUGUGUGGGUGGACUAAAAUAACACAGACAGGUUCACUACAUUGUGGUUGCAGUGCUCUUGGUCCAGUCUAGACUGGAAUCCUACUCCCUUUCUCUUGGAGAAAGGGACUGGCAAGCUGCCCUGUUGAGAGUUGUCCCGUUGGAAUGCCAUUGGCAUAAAAUACGUAAUGCGUGGGUGAUAUUACUUUAGCCUCGAUAACAGACUGCCAGUGAUGUACUGUCUUAUACUCCAAGCCGAUAAUAUUUUGUGCAGUUAAUACAAUGUAGUUAGCGCCUGGGCGGUGGUACAUGACUAUAUAUUUGUGACGUUUACAUUCUUGUGGGAGCGUUACAUUCUUCACGCACUGUGACAACCCUUAACACAGCAGCUUACCAGUCUCUUUCUUCCCAAGAGAGAAGGGGAGUGGUUUCCAGUCUUGGAGUAUAUAGCCUGCAAAGGUCGCUAUACAGUGGUUUACUUUUCCACAAAAAGCACUGCAACCACAAUGUAAUGAUUACCUGUUUGUGUUAUUAUUUUAGGUCAAAGUAAAGUAAAAUAGCAUUACAGCAGACUUUCACACAACUCAAAGGAUGUACAUGUAGUACUCUACUUGCACAGCUCCUAUACUCAUCGAGGUUAAACAAGCUGUUUCCGGAAAAACCAAUUUCGAGCAACUCCUUCUUGGUUCACUAUGCAUGCAGCAGUACCAUAGAUUAAAGAGGGAGAGGGAUUGGAAACGGAAGUAACAUCACGUGACAUUUUACAUUGAAUUUGCAGCAUGGCACCAGAGAGCUUUGAUGUUAAUUCGUGUUACGGUUGCGCAGCACGCGGGAAACAAUAUUUCAUGAAUUAUGAUCACUGCAAGAUAUUCAGAGCCCCCUAAACGUCAUUCUCAUGCCCCCUCCCCUAAUGGUGAGCAUCAGUUGGAAAGAAAAAUACAUUUUUGACUUUUGUGAAGAUAGGUAUAUACAAAACGUUCUUUUGUCACGCUAGUGCAUGUAUAUAAUUAUUAGCAUUUUGCAGGCCAUGGCAAUUCCAAGUUAAUAUCGCUUUUGGCUUUUUACUACAGAAGCCAACCAAAAUACUGAUUACUGUAUAGCGGGAAAUGUUUGCUAUUUGGCUUCAGCAGAAUACUGGUGCGUGGGGGAGUCAGUUUGAGUCAGUUUUAAUUUUCACAUCUUCGAAAAACGCGAAAUUUUGCAUCUCAUGAAAAUUUCCCGCUGUACGGAUUAUCCUGUAUUUACUACAUUGUGACGUUGUGGUUGCAGUGCUCUGGAGUAGAGCCUGCAAAUUAUGGUAUGGAAAAAACCAUAAACCAUUCUCUUUUGGUGCAAUGCAUGUGUGGUCUAGUUUGUGGUGGAAUGUGAUGGGGCAAGCAGUUGCAUGCCUGGAAUGACCUUGCAGUUAUAAACUGGUUUCUAAGUAGGUAUCUCUUAAUCUUAUAUCAAAGCUUAGUAUUCUAGUUGCACACCUGGUUUACUAUCCUGUUGUUGAAGAUGGCAAGUUCUAGUGGUAUCCAAGACACAAUUGAAAAGACUGUCAUCUCAAAUCUCGGUGAAAUUGUGAAGACAAUCCAGUGUCGAUUUUCUUGUGGAGGCUCCCUUCCCCAAGUGGACAAUGUAACCGUAAUAUACUACACCAAGAAGCCAGGAAACUUCCAUGCACUAACCUUGCCAGCGGAUGUGAUGGAGGACAAGAAUCUUCCUGAGUUCCUCAAGGCCUGCUCUACUGCUAGUUUUGACAUAUGCAGUCGUAGUGUCACUGACCCAACUUAUAGGGAUGCUCUCAAACUAGAUCCAGAUUGUUUCAUUGCUGAUUUUGAGUUAGCCAAUACAACGAUUCUUGGCUCCAUUGCUAGCAUCAUGGCUGUUGGGUCUUCCAUCCGAGCAGAGCUGUAUAAACUGAAUGUCUAUUCGAUUGGCAGUCAUUUUAAGGCUCAUGUGGACACACCUCGAUCUCCGGAAAUGUUUGCAAGCCUGGUAGUGAGUCUCCCCUCCCAGUUUACAGGAGGUGCUCUAGUGACCAGGCACCUGGGACACAGGAUGACGUUUGAUUGGAGCUCUUCCCCGACAACCACUCAGUGGGCUGCGUUCUAUAGCGAUGUAGAGUACGAAGUUCUCCCUGUGACCAGCGGCCAUUGCUUCACCCUCACCUACAACCUCUACCACACUUUGCCUGCCUGCCAUCCAGCAUCACUCGACAUUGCUACCAGCCCUCUCCACAAAGAGCUUCAGGCUGCUUUGAAAACCCCUCACUUUUUGAGGGGGGGUGGAACUCUCGGAUUCUUCUGUCGCUAUCGAUAUGUGGAGUGUGAGAAUGAUGACUUCCUCAUGUUUGGAGACGUCCCUUUCCUUAGAGGAGAAGACAUGAUCAUUUACCGUGUGGCCAAAUUACUUAAUCUCUCUGUGCAGUUGAAGGCAAUUUGUUUAGGAGGCGAUGAUAAUGGUUACACGGAUUUCAUUGUACCAUCGUUUCUACACAAAGUGAAUGAAUUUCCAGAUGAAGAGUCUAAUGACGAAGCCAAGCUGGCAGAGGCUUUUGGCCAUGUCGUGAAUGCUAAGAAUGUUCAUUGGUGUGUGUGGACGGAGGAGAGGAAGGUGCCAUUGCUCUCAACUGUUUACCUUGGCAACAAUGCAACUGCCGAAGUGUAUUACCAAUCCGCUGCUCUGCUAAUGGAAGUACCCAAGUUCACCGAUGGUCGUGGAGUUCCUGUUGCUUCUGUACAAGCUGUGCUCAGUUGUAUCGAACAGGUCAAUGAGGAAAUCAGCAAAGGUGAAGCUGAUGUAGAUAAGUUUAACAAUGAAAUCGAAGAACUUGAAGCUGAUAUUGGGAAUAUUGUUGAGAAGAUCGUUGAGAAGAUUGAAGGCGAUAGUGAUGAAGUACAAAAAUUUAAUGAUGAGCGAGAAGAAUUGAAAAAGCAGGUGUAUUUGAAACGCAACCAAUUAACGCACAUGAAGUCCAAUCAGAAGAUGGUACAGGAUAGGCACCCUAAACUUUUGACAGAGAGAAAUGAGCUGAUGUUUAUGGUCCCACCCUCCAAAAGGGCUAAGAACUGAGCAGUUGUUAAUCAACCAUAUUUUUCUUGCAUUUAAUCUCUCCUAUUACAUUUUUUUAUGUGAUCUCUUACACUUCUCCAUGUUUAUUUUGGCAUUGCGUUUUAGUGUUGUGUUCUUGCUCUGCCUUUUUGCCAAUUCAUAUAUGCAAUAUACAGUGCAUGAAGAGAAUGUGCAUGCAUGCAUGCGUGCAUUCAUGUAAAAUGUAAAUCAGUAGCUGAUGGACUGCUUACAGGAAUCUUUUAUUAAAUGUCGAUGGUUGCGUACGUAGGUUGAGGUGCAAACCCUCAAUGCUCUUCGUUGCUCAGUGUAAGUGUGUACUAUAUAUAUAUGUUUCCUAGCCUAUGAUUAAUCACAAAUGUUUCUCUUUGGCCUCUAUACAAGCGUAUUUGUACACCUUAGCGCUAGCAUACGUGUAUACAUCCGAAUGAAAAUUUAUCUAUCUAUCUAUCUAUCUAUACAUCAUAUGCACAUGCAUGAAUGUCAUUACAUGCACAUGUACAUGGACAACACACUCAGUACAUGCUAGCCUCGUCCCCAGACCGAUUUUCUCCUAUUAAAUAAAAUUAGACUGGGGACGAGGCUAGUUCAUAUUUCCAUACAGUUUGACUAGUUCACAGUGUGUAAAUUUACCUUAUAAAAAGGAUUACAUUAGACUCGCUGGCCAGUCCUAGGGAAGGGACUAGUCAACUGCCAAUCAUAGAGAUGUUUUAGUAUUUUAAUUAGUUGUAUGACAUCAUUCAUGUGGCUUGUGCAGUUGACCAAAGAUCAAAUUAAUGUGGGUUUUGUCCGUGGUUCAUAUAGCUCCAGCCCAACUAUAACGAAAUAUGUGGGUGAAAUACGUCACAUGACAUCAAAGAAUGGACUUCCUGCCACCUCCUCCCCACCCACUCUCACGUGGAAAUUGAUCAGUUGAUUAUUUGUGUUUGAAAAUCGAAGACUGGCAGCUACUUGUACUCUGGCAUCGUCUAGUCGUUUUGUAGGGGUAACAUAAUGUGCAAAUGGUUCCAAAUUCCUUCCUCCGUUCGCUGAGCAGAGAGGGUCUUGAGUUGUUGGAUGUGGUCUUCCAACUUGGCCAUAAGCUCCGUCUCACGAAUAUCAAGAACUCGACGAAUCUGUUCGCAAUUUGCAUGAAUACUAGCUUCCAAAUUCGUCUUUUGUUUAGGUAUCUUCCCACAUGCAUCGGCUGUCCAGAUUGACUGGAGCUGUAUUGGUGGCCUCUAGCUGUUUCUCAAUGGAUCCCAGGGAGUCUAGGAUCUCUUUCUCGUGGCUCUCAACGGUGUCGGCUAUCAGAUAGUACUUGUGGUGUUUGUAUAUACAUAAACGAUGCGCACAUCAACCAUACAGAAAACUAGAGGGGGGGAGAAGGGAAAUUAGUUAUAAGAGGCUAACACAUGUGAAAAACACAUGUAUACCAUAAACACACGUUUAUAAUCAACUCUAGCGAUUAUGUUUUGUAAUGUGCAAUGUAUUAAGGCUACAACAGCUCACCUUCUAGAGAGUUGAAGAAAGGACAAAGAAGCAGCUACAAAGCUUUGUGGUACCAGGAACAGAAAUUCAGUACUCUUAUUCGGAAAAUCACACAUUCUUUAAUAAUACAGCCCAUCUGAGAUGUAUGUGUUUGUGUGGCACCAAUAAUCUAUGGUGGCAGCACAUACCGUACUAUUCCACACAAUGCCAUGGCCAUCUAAGUACAUGUAUACACAUGACCUAUGUAUAGGCAUACACAGUGAUAGGCAUGCAUACACACCAUCUCCUAUAGUGCGUGCACACACACACACACACACACACACACACACACACACACACACACACACA
This is a messenger RNA of Halichondria panicea, 6650 nucleotides long. RefSeq lists its product as uncharacterized. Lineage: Eukaryota; Metazoa; Porifera; Demospongiae; Suberitida; Halichondriidae. The record is from RefSeq and is a predicted model, not a curated record. The transcript has a single exon. The coding region runs from base 3276 to 4835 and encodes 519 amino acids.